Molecule: messenger RNA, 1002 nt
Organism: Vicia faba (fava bean)
Lineage: Eukaryota; Viridiplantae; Streptophyta; Magnoliopsida; Fabales; Fabaceae
Source: the annotation of a GenBank genome assembly
AUGAAUCCUUCAUUUCUUUUGAAAUUCUUCUUACUACAUAUUGUUCUUUUCUUUGGCUUUCUUGGUGCAACUGAACCUCAACUAACACUUGAUUACUAUGCAUCAACUUGUCCUACUGUGUUUGAUAUUGUUAGAAAGGAAAUGGAAUGUUCAGUUCUUUCUAAUCCCCGUAACGCCGCUUCCAUUCUCCGGCUUCACUUCCAUGACUGCUUUAUUCAGGGAUGCGAUGGAUCGAUCUUGCUCGAUGAUACAAUCACGCUCAAAAGUGAAAAGACAGCAGCUGCCAACAUCCACUCUUUAAAAGGCUUUGGAAUUAUAGAUCAAAUCAAGAACUUUGUUGAAUCUGAGUGCCCGGGAGUUGUUUCUUGUGCUGAUAUUCUCACAAUUGCAGCUAGAGAUGCUGUCAUUCUGGUUGGUGGACCAUACUGGGAUGUUCCUGUUGGAAGAAAGGAUUCUGUGACUGCAAGUUUUGAACUUACUGACACCAAUCUUCCAACUUCUGAUGAGAGCCUUGUCUCUAUCAUUCCCAAGUUUCUUUAUCAAGGCCUAUCAGUUACAGAUAUGGUUGCUCUUGUAGGAUCACACACCAUUGGUAUGGCAAGGUGUCAGAAUUUUCGAUCAAGAAUAUAUGGAGACUACGAAUCAACUUCAGCGAAAAAUCCAAUCUCGGAUAAUCAGUUCAACAACCUUAAAUCUAUUUGUCCACCAAAUGGAGGAGGAAAGAAUAACAUAACAGCAAUGGACUACGUUACGCCUAAUCUCUUCGACAACUCUUUUUACCAGUUACUGUUAAAAGGCGAGGGAGUUCUUAACUCUGAUCAAGAAAUGUACUCGAGUGUGUUUGGAAUCGCAACAAGAGAGCUUGUGAAGAAGUAUGCAGCGGACUCUUUGGCUUUCUUCCAGCAAUUCUCUGAUUCAAUGGUCAAAAUGGGAAAUAUCACUAAUUCAGAGAGCUUUGUAACUGGAGAAGUUAGGAAAAACUGCAGAUUUGUCAACACAUAA